Molecule: messenger RNA, 2052 nt
Organism: Saitoella complicata NRRL Y-17804
Lineage: Eukaryota; Fungi; Ascomycota; Saitoellomycetes; Saitoellales; Saitoellaceae
Product: DNA mismatch repair protein Mlh1
Exons: 7
Coding region: 1-2052 (683 amino acids)
Biological process (GO): mismatch repair
Cellular component (GO): MutLalpha complex
Molecular function (GO): mismatched DNA binding; ATP binding; ATP-dependent DNA damage sensor activity
Source: RefSeq, a predicted model, not a curated record
AUGGCAGAUAGUGACCGGCGAGAGCCCAAGCCUAUCAAGGCGUUAGACGUUACCGUUGUUAACAGGAUCGCGGCUGGCGAGAUCAUCCAACGGCCAGCAAACGCUCUCAAGGAACUCAUAGAGAACUCUAUUGAUGCCGGCUCAACUUCAAUAGACGUUGUUGUGAAGGAAGGAGGUGUUAAGCUGCUGCAAAUCACGGACAAUGGUUGCGGUAUCCGGAAAGAGGACAUGGAAAUCUUGUGCGAGAGAUUUACGACAUCCAAGCUACAGAAAUUCGAUGACUUAUCGAGUAUCGCGACAUACGGCUUCCGCGGUGAAGCGUUGGCCAGUAUCUCACACAUUGCUCACGUCACAAUCACCACGAAGACAGCGGAGUCACCCUGCGCAUGGCGAGCAACCUACUCUGACGGCAAGCUAGUCCCCGCAAAGCCCGGACAAUCUGCGGACCCAAAGCCAGUGGCAGGGAAAACUGGCACACAAAUCACGGCCGAAGACCUCUUCUACAACGUUCCAACGCGUCGCCGCGCGUUUCGAAAUGCCAAUGAUGAAUAUAUGCGUCUCCUGGAUGUCGUACAAAGAUAUGCAGUACAUUCAGCUGGUAUCAGCAUGAGUUGUAAGCGUCAUGGAGACACUGCGUAUGGAUGCUCCACGGUGCAGCGAGCGACGACAAAAGACAAUAUCCGGCAAAUAUAUGGAGCAUCGGUUGCUGGGGAGUUGUUGAGUGUCGAGGUGAAGGACGAAGGACUCGCAUUCAAAGUGGAAGGACUGGUUACAAACGCGAAUUAUCAUGUAAAGAAGACAACGAUGUUGCUAUUCAUCAAUCAUCGUCUCGUGGAAUCGACAUCCCUCAAGCGAGGACUGGAACAGAUAUACGCAACCUUUCUUCCCAAGGGUGGUCAUCCUUUCAUAUACCUUUCUCUCGAGAUCGAACCGUCUCGAGUGGAUGUCAAUGUGCACCCCACGAAACGUGAGGUCAACUUCCUGUACGAGGAGGAGAUUGUGGAAUGUAUCUGCCAGGCAGUGGACGCGAAGCUGAGAGAAGCGGACAGCAGUCGAAGGUUCGAAGUACAGACACUGCUGCCGGGGGUGAAAGAGCUGGAUGCUGCGGAUAAAGCUGCAGCAUUGCAGAAGACCCAAACGAAGGUUUACGAAAAGAACAUGGUACGAACCGAUUCCCGCGCUCAGACCAUUACCUCCUUCCUCUCCUCUACUGGCGUCCCAAGCGGUUCCAGUGAAUCUCAGGGCCCAGCCUCGUCUGAUACGCCAUACGAGUAUGAGCACACCGAGAAGACCCGGACAAACCUAAGACUCGCAUCAAUGAAGGAGUUGAAGUGUGAUGUGCGGGAUCAGGUACACAAUGGACUUAGCGAUCUGUUCGCAAAUCAUACGUGGGUAGGGCUCGUGGAUGAAAAGAGGAGGUUGGCGGCUGUUCAACAUACAACGAAAUUGUAUUUGAUCGAUUAUGGCGCUGUGAGUUGCGAGCUUUUCUACCAAAUCGGAUUGACUGAGUUCGGGAAUUAUGGGUCCAUUCGACUGCAGCCGCCACUAAAUCUAAAGUCAUUACUGAAGGCCGCGAUGGAGGUGGAUGAAGGAGGGGACACUGCAAUGGAAGAUGACGAGAGAGCGCUUGACAGAGCCGAGGCGGUUCAUGAACAACUCGUCUCGAAACGUGAAAUGCUCGGCGAUUACUUCUCCAUCGAGCUUUCCGAAGACGGUGAGAUUUCGUCUAUACCUCUGCUAAUCAAAGGUUACGUGCCGUCACUCGCUAAACUGCCGGGCUUCCUGCUACGUUUAGGACCCAAUGUGGACUGGUACAAUGAGAAGGCGUGCUUCGAGACCUUCCUUCGUGAGCUUGCGAUCUUUUAUGCGCCUGAACCUAUUGUCAAGGGAUCAGAUGAGAAGAGAUCGACUGAAGUUAGAGCGGCGAUUGAGAAGGUCUUGUUUCCGGCAUUCAAAAAGAGAUUGGUUGCUACGAAGAAUAUGUUGGUUGAGAAGAGGGUUAUCGAGAUUGCGAAUUUACCGGCAUUGUACCGGGUGUUCGAGCGUUGCUGA